Molecule: messenger RNA, 1616 nt
Organism: Phyllotreta striolata
Lineage: Eukaryota; Metazoa; Arthropoda; Insecta; Coleoptera; Chrysomelidae
Source: the annotation of a GenBank genome assembly
CGCGUUUUAUGUACCCCAGAUCAAUACAGUUCACUGCGGGAUUCGGUCAAAAAAAAAUCGGAAAAAUCAAAAAUUUUCAAACGAGAAAAUUCAUUGAAGCGAUUUGAAAAAGUUGUGGUUAGUGUUGAUUGAUUAAUUUGCGCGAGUUUGAAUAAAUAAUUAAUUACAGUCAUGUGUUGACGCGUCGGGGAGGAAGACAUGGAGGAGACUGUCAGCACGGUCCGCAACUACUUCAAGAAGAAGACGUCGCCGACGCCGGCCGACGCCGACGCCGCCAGGGCGCCGCAGAUCGGCUUCAGGGCGUCCUUCUGCGAGGCCACCAAGGAGCUGAAGGUGAAAGUCAUCGGCGCCCGGCAAUUGCCCACCGAUUACGGCAGCGUCAAGCCCAGGGGGUAUCUCGUCAAGGUUGUAUUCUACCCGAAAAGGGAGAAAUUCGAAACGAAAACGGCCAAGGAAUCGUGGCCUACGAUCAACGAGGAAUUCUCCUCCAUCUUGGACGGUUCGAAGAGAUUCGAGGACAUCGAAGGGCUGUUCGUGUCCUUCACGAUUUACGCCGUGCUGGGCAAAGAGACCGAGGAGGAGCGGCCGCCGGUGAAGCGGAAGAGCAUCUUGAAGAAGUACUUCUCGUUCAGCGACGGCGAGGAGAUCAUUUCGCUGCGCAAGAACAGCUUCAGGAGAUCGGGAACGCUCAGACGGAGCAGCUACAACGGAUGCUUGAGUAAUCGAAGGACUGUAGGAGCCGUUACUUACAAGUUAGAUAGGAAAUCUUUUACUCAAAAAUUGCGAAACAAUGUGAUAAGUACCCCUGAUAUUUGGAGAAAUGUUACUGAUAUUACCAGCGGAAUUCAAACUCAACCGAGAGACGGAAUCAAAGGUAGCGUAGAGGUAACCCUUCAAUACGGCGUCAGCGAAGACGGAACCAACGAUGUCGUCGAAGUUACAAUUACGAAAUUCCGCUGCAGCUUGCAAACUAUGCAAUUACACGAAAAAGUCGGAGGCCAGCUCUAUAUAAAAAUCACGGCGUUCGAGGACGAGGACCUGGUGCAGAAGAUGAAGAGCGACAAAUUCGAGCCCACCAUCAGCCUGAAACUGGAGCCGAGCACUUCGACGUUGAGGGCCACGGUGAACAAGAGGAACCUGAACCAAACGAAGAUCCUGAUAAGGCUGAUGGCGAGGAACCUCGUCGGCAAGAAGACCCUGCUGGGGAAGAUCGAAAUCGACAGGCACAGCGAUUUUUGGAAGGAGAUAGUCGCCUCGCCGUCGGUGAAUAUCACGAAAAUGGUGAAUUUCGAGUAGCUGUGAAGGAGAUUGUUACUUAACGAAUUUUAUACCUAUACCUAAAUCAAUUAUCGAGUUAUCUUGAUAUCUUAUGUAUUAAGUAGAUAUAUGGUAUCUAUUAACGAUAAAACGAAGGUGAUCUGCGUCGAUUUGUGAAUGUGACAAUUUAUAUAAAUGGAAUUCAAUUAAGUAAUUUCCCAAAAAUUGGUGCCAUUUAUUUAAUGAACAUUAAAGUUAAUGUUACUCGUUCGGAGGCUAUAUACGAUUAUACCUAUAACAAUUUUACGGAUCCUGUAAAUUAUUUAUUUAAAAACUGAUAAGAUAAAUGAAACAAAUAU